Auxenochlorella protothecoides is the source of this 1197-nucleotide messenger RNA. RefSeq names its product NPL4-like protein 2. Bases 1 to 1197 code for a protein of 398 amino acids. Gene Ontology annotation, biological process: ubiquitin-dependent protein catabolic process. Gene Ontology annotation, cellular component: nucleus. NCBI's taxonomy places the organism in Eukaryota, Viridiplantae, Chlorophyta, Trebouxiophyceae, Chlorellales, Chlorellaceae. The transcript has 10 exons. Gene Ontology annotation, molecular function: ubiquitin binding; ubiquitin protein ligase binding. The record is from RefSeq and is a predicted model, not a curated record.
AUGCUCCUCCGCCUGCGCUCCAGAGACGGCCUGGAGCGGGUCAAGGUGGCGGAUGACGCCACCGUGGCCGAUCUUCGACAGGCCAUUGCCGCUGAUCUCUCGAUUCCCGUGGACGAUUUUGUUAUCUCACAAGAGCCCACACUGCUGACUGCCAAGGAUGGCGAGUCCGUGCAGACCCUGUCUGCCCUGUCCAAAAGCCUCAAGGGCCUGGGCAUCCAGCAUGGCGACACCCUCUUUAUGAAGUAUGGCAUCAAGCGCAGCAUCCCCGGCCCACCCCGGUCAACGUUCGAAACCAGGCCCUUUGGCGCCCACAUGGACGUGCGGCGCAUGGUGGCUGCCCAGACCCGCAUCGAGCGCCAGGAGACCGCGGCCUGCUCCAGCGCGUCCUUUGAUGCGGAGGCUGCCCACGCUUUCCAGUCCUACGUGUCUGCUGCCCUGGCCUUCAGCAUCAAGCGGGGGGGCAUCCUGUAUGGAGUCGUUGGCGAGGAGGGCGCCGUGCAGGUGCAUGCCAUCUAUGAGCCGCCGCAGUCUGCCACAGCAGACUCGCUGCAGCUGGAGCGAGGCACUGAGGAGGAGGCGGCAGCUGACGUCAUCGCCACCACUCUUGGGUGGACCAAGGUCGGCUGGGUAUACAGCCAGAGUGUGAAGGAGCGGGAUUUUAUAGAUGAGAUUGGGGAGACAGCUGUCACUGCCAUGGUGGCUGCCUUCCCCGGGGACGAUGGGCAGGUGGAGGUCCAUGUAGAGGCCUUCCAGGUCUCCAGGCAGUGUGUGAAGCUGUGGAAGGAGGGCUGGUUCCAGGACCAGACGGAGCCGAGCGGAGUCACCACCCUUCGAAACCCCAAGGAGCCUGGCAACGCCACGCCCGUCAUUGUCGCGGGGAAGGACCAGGGCGAGGUGGACAACGACUACUUCCUCAUGCCUGUGUCCAUCAAAGACCAUGUGGGCCCCCUCGAGAAUGCCUUCCCCUGUGAGAACAGGCUGCUGCCCCAAGGGAAAGCGGAGCUCAGGGCGCACCUCCAGAAGAGGAGCGGGAAGCCCUUUGCGGAGCGCCUGGCCGACUUCCAUCUCCUGCUCUUCCUGGCCCGCCAGCCCAACUUCGAUCUCACAGAGGUCGGGCACCUCACGGCGGCGGUCGCCGCCAAGGAGCCGGUGGGGGAAGGGUACGAGCUGCUCAUAGAGUCCCUGGCGGGGAUGUAA